Messenger RNA from Scophthalmus maximus (turbot), 2896 nucleotides. RefSeq names its product FYN binding protein b (gene fyb1b). Gene Ontology annotation, molecular function: protein binding. Gene Ontology annotation, biological process: integrin-mediated signaling pathway; T cell receptor signaling pathway; protein localization to plasma membrane. The record is from RefSeq and is a predicted model, not a curated record. The transcript has 19 exons. NCBI's taxonomy places the organism in Eukaryota, Metazoa, Chordata, Actinopteri, Pleuronectiformes, Scophthalmidae. Gene Ontology annotation, cellular component: plasma membrane. The coding region runs from base 252 to 2552 and encodes 766 amino acids.
ACACUCGCACUCAUGUCAAACACAUACUACUGAGAGAGGAAGAAGUCCCGUUUUAGACAGACGCUUAUGUCACCGACAGAGCUCAUCCCCCAACAUAAAAACACACAGACUCACUCAUUCACUGUCACAUCACUCACCCUCUCUUCGACAGCAACAGAAACUCACACAGAGACACUGAACAAACACUUUGCAGCACUUUAUCCACCAACUAGUCGGACAUAGCGGAGUCCUCCGGGAUUGUUGUCCUCAACAUGUCUGAUGUUAAGGCCAUCAUGGCUCACUUCCAAGCGAGUGGGUCAGGCACUGACGAGACUUCCUCUACACCGGCUGGACGACCUAAACAACCCCUGCAACCCACCUUCUCCUCCGGCCCGACCAUUCAGACCAAGAACCCUUUCUCGGAGUGCCUCUCGGGCAGUGCAAUAAAUAUUCCUCCUAAACCAACUUCCUGGAAAAAUACCAUACCCACUAACGGCGACACAGUGGUACGAGAGUCGAACAGAGGUAAAGCCAUGGCCAGCAGGUUUGACACCACACAGGAUGACACCAACAUCAACAGCAAACCUUUAAUAGGUAAUAAACAGCAGAUACCCAUGAAGCCACCUCCUUCGCAGCGUCCUGAAGCUAAAGGCCCUGGACCGAAGCUUCCUCUCAACAAGCCCUCCCUCGGCUCCACCCUCUCCAACUCCAAACCUGCCUUUCCCAAACCAUCUCCAUCAGUCUCCAGGCCCAGCUGGAUAAAAGACGACAGCGGUGGUGGUGGUGCGCCCGCCACUACCGGCUCCGCGCCCAAAAUACCUCCUUUGCAGCAAAAGCCGAGCAGCAGCCUUCUAAAGUUAUGGCAGCAAAAUGAAGAGCAGGGAGGAGCUAAGACGGACGCCGCCAACAAACCAUCCAACUUCAGGACUGCUCAGAAUAUGUUCAACAAGGAGAAGGACAAGAAUGAGCAGCCAGAUAGUGGUGGAACCAACAGGCCGCCCCUCUGCGCCACCAACUCCAUCCCCCCUCCCAAACCUUCAGUCAGUAAAAAACCUAGCUUGAGAGGGAAGGCCAACGACUCUCCUCAGCCCAGCGGCGUUAACGGUGAUGCCACGUUGGGCCCUAAGCAUAACCCCAUACCCAACAUUUUAGCUUUAGGCCCUGCUCCUGCCAAACCUAACCGGCCCCCCAGAGUCAACCUGGAGAAAUUCAAAAGAGGUGCUGAGGCCUCUGAUGAUGGUCCUGGCACCUUUAGGAAAUCCAUCACCCCAACUCCUCAGUCCUCUCAUCUCAGUAACCACAGCAACCAUGUGGCCCCUCCUCCUCCCCCUCAGGCUGCACUUCCCAGUCUGCCCCCACAUCACCCUGGGUCCAUGAUCCAGCAAGAGGAAUUCUAUGAUGACGUUGAUGAAAUAAAAAACUCUCCUCCACCUCUACCACCACCCUCAGCUCACCCAAGUCACCUGAGGGCAAAGGAGGAAACUGACAAUGACGUCGGAGAAAUGUACGACGAUCUUGACGAACGAUGGGAAGCGAAUGAACAAGAAAAGAAGAAAGACGCGAAGGAGGAGAAAAAACGACUGGAUGCCGAGAGGAAAGAGCAGAAGGAACGGGAGAAGAAGGAACAAGAUGCCAGGAAGAAAUUCAAAUUGGUUGGCCCCCUGGAGGUCGUCCACCGGGGUAAGUCCUGUGUGGACUGCAGAGGCAAUAAAACUGACCUUGGUCUGAAGCAGGGCGAGUGCCUGGACAUCAUCCGUGUACAAGGAAACCCAGAGGGGAAGUGGUUGGGACGGACUCAGGAUGGUUCCAUUGGUUAUGUAAAAACCACUUCAGUGGAAAUUGAUUUCAACACUUUGAAGAAUCGUCAAGCUCCGCAGACGUACGACCCUGAGGUCUACGAUGACAUUGAUGUCGUCUCCUCUGACAACAGUGGGUUUAAAGGACCAGGAGUUGCCUUGCCGCCGCUACCAGGAGGAGAGGGAGGAGAAAUAUACGAUGAUGUUGUUGAUCCAAACCUGGAAGUCAGUCCCCUGGACGCCAGGCCUUCUCCCCUGAAGCCCCGCAGCUUCCUGCGGAUGUUUGAGCGGAGCAAUCGUCCUGCCAGCACUAAAGUAGUGCCUCCACCCAGCCAGUUUAACACACAGAGGAAUUCAGAUCUGAUAGAAGAUGAUGAGAUAUACGAUGAUGUUGACUCUCAAAAUGUGACUCCACCAAUCAGCAGCUUUCCAAUUCUGAAAGGCAAAAGCAAGACUGAAGAGAUGGACCCAAAGAAGCAGAAGAAGUUUGAGAAAGAGGAGAAAGACUUCAGGAAAAAGUUUAAAUAUGAUGGCGAGGUAGAGGUGUUGUACGAGGUGACCAUCGUCCACACUCUCACCAACAAGAAGUGGACUGGGAAAGAGCUGCCGGUCAAAGCAGGGGAGAAACUUGACGUCAUUGUUAAAGCCGUGGACAACAAACUGAUCUGUCGGAACGAGGAGGGCAAGUUUGGUUAUGUUUCGACCAGCCACAUUGUUACAGACGAUGGUGAUAUCUACGAUGAUAUUGGAGAUGGUUGUAUUUAUGACAACGACUGAGAAAAAUCCUGCACUGGGUUUGUUGUUUCACACUGAUUUUGUUCAUGUUAUUGAGUACGAUUAUAAAUAAGGUGAUAUACACAACAUUUGUAUAUUUCUGUUUAUAUAUUUUCGCCUGUUUUUCCCCCUCACUUAUGCCUCCAUUGAGUUUUUUUAUCAUAAGAAUAGCAGCAUGUUUAAAUGAAAGUUGUAAAACCUUCAUUGCUACGUUGUCAUUAUUAUCUGUCCAUGAUAUGCUAUUGUUCAUGACUGUUUUCUUGGCCUUCAGCAUUUAAAAUAAACAACUGUUUUAGUGCCAAAGUGAUUUUGACAAAAGUUAUGUAUAAAGUUAUGACAUACAAACA